AAAUCUGUUUAAAUUGUUUAUCUAAUCUUGGUUUAAUUAGGAUAGGUCAUAUGUGCUUAAAAAAAUCUAUUCAGGCGCCCUGGUCGCCUCCAAGACCAAGAUGGCCACGAGAAUCUCCGCCUUUCUUAAGAAUGCCUGGGCGAACCAGCUGGUGCUAGUGGUGUCCUUCUCUAUCUGGGGUCUCGCUAUAAUUAUGCCCAUAAUCAGCCCCUAUACCAAGUAUGCAGGCAUGAUCAACAGAGCCACACCCUACGUCUACCCAGUGCCUGUACGAGAUAAUGGGAACAUGCCGGAUGUGCCCAGCCACCCCCAGGACCCUCAGGGUCCAAGUCUGGAAUGGCUGAAGAACCUGUGACUACUCCUGCUGAUGGAAGAGGCCCCCUUCCCUGUUGCCCCCCAAUAAAAAUGUGAAAACCAAAAAAAAAUAAUCUAUUCAGUUCCCUAAAACUUUUCAGUUCAUUGGAAUAUAUGUUUUUUA
Molecule: messenger RNA, 478 nt
Organism: Peromyscus eremicus (cactus mouse)
Lineage: Eukaryota; Metazoa; Chordata; Mammalia; Rodentia; Cricetidae
Product: NADH dehydrogenase [ubiquinone] 1 alpha subcomplex subunit 3-like
Exons: 1
Coding region: 101-355 (84 amino acids)
Cellular component (GO): mitochondrial inner membrane
Source: RefSeq, a predicted model, not a curated record